UACCCAGCCGCCGAGGUUUCCUCUGGUCUUCGGGCUGCCCCGGCCCCUCCUCCCCAGCCUCCCCUCCCACGGCUCCUGCUGGAGGCCUCGGUCCCACCCCGGCCGCUGUCCUCAGGCCUCAUUGGCCCUUUAUCUCCCCAGUAACCAGGCCACAACAGUGAGCUUGGAGGACCUGGGACAGGUCAGGCACUCCAGCAGGAGCCCCUCCUGCUUUGGCCAAGAUGCCGUUGGGACACUCUGCAGGGAGCACCCGCUCGGAGGAUGGAAGCGAGGCCUUCCUGGAAGGAAUGGUGGAUUGGGAGCUGAGCAGACUACAGCGGCAAUGCAAAGUGAUGGAGGGGGAGAGGCGGGCUUACAGCAAGGAAGUCCACCAGCGCAUCAACAAGCAACUUGAGGAGAUCCAGCGCCUGGAGGGGUUGCGAGAUAAACUUAAGGUGCAGAUCAGCGUCGCCCAGAGCCAGGUCAAGCGGCUGCGGGACAGUGAGAGGCUGGAGAACAUGGGCCAGCUGCUCAAGUGCCGGCUCCAGGUACAGGCCGAGGUCAAGGAGCUACAGGAGCAGACCAGAGCCCUGGACAAGCAGAUCCAGGAGUGGGAGACCCGGAUCUUUGCCCAUAGUAAGGAUGUCAGGGCCCCAGGACUCAUCCUGGAUCAGAAAGUCAAGAUCCGGCAAAGGAUCAAGAUCCUAGAAGACCAGUUGGACAGGGUCACGUGUCGCUUUGACAUCCAGCUGGUGCGGAAUGCGGCGCUGAGGGAGGAACUGGAUCUCCUGCGCAUUGAGAGGAGCCGCUACCUGAACGUGGACCACAAGCUGCAGAAGGAAAUCGAGCUUCUGCGACACAUGGUCAGCUCCCUAAUGGUCUCCUCGGCAGCUGCCUACACUGUCAGGGAGGAGGCAAAGAGCAAGAUAGGCUUGCUGCGGGAGAGGGCGGAGAAGGAGGUGGCCCAGAACGACUCGGAGGUGCAGAUCCUGCAGCGGCAGAUCGCGCACCUGGAGCAGCUACACCGCUUCCUCAAGCUCAAGAACAACGAUCGGCUGCCCGACCCCGCUGUCGUCGAGAAGCGCGAGAAACGCGCCCGCGAGGUGGCCGAGGGCCUCCGGAAGACUUCCCAGGAGAAGCUGGUGAUGCGCUGUGAGGACGCCAUGAACAAACUGUCCCAGCUGACCGGGGAACGCGACCCGGACAUGCUGGUGGAGAAGUACCUGGAGAUGGAGGAGCGCAACUUCGCGGAGUUCACCUUCAUCAACGAGCAGAACUCGGAGCUGGAGCAUCUGCAGGAGGAGAUCAAGGAGAUGCAGGAGGCCUUGGCGAGCACGCGCACCAGCGAGGAUGACGUGCGCGCGCAGCAAGAGCAGCGGCGGAGGGACUUGCAGCAGCGAGCGGACGAGGUGCACGCCGAGGCCGUCCGGGUCGAGGCCAGCUUCCAGGACCUUCGGGGCCAGCUGGAGAAGCUCAAGGCGGACAUCCAGCAGCUCUUCAUCAGGGCCCAGUGUGACAACACCAUCAUCAAGGACCUCCUGGGGGUCAAGACCCACAUGCGAGACCGGGACAUUGGCCUCUUCCUGGGCCUCAUCGAGAAGCGGCUGGUCGAGCUCCUGUCCGUGCAGGCCUACCUAGAUUUUCAGAACUACACCUCCCCGAGCUGGGUUAACACUGCCCUCCUGGUUCUGGGCCAGAGCCCUGAGGAUCUUCCAAAGAAGAUGGCCCUGCCUCAGCUCCCUGAGAACCAGGAGGACACCCCAGGCUUUGAGGCCAAAGAUGACGCUCCAAUGAGCGAGGAAGAGCUCCGGAGCCAAGUGACAAAGCUGCUGGAGGCUCGGGAGCUGGCUGAGGCCAUGAAGAAGGUCGAUAGCACCCCGAGCGUCCCCAGCCUCUCCGGUACCCAGAGGGUCACCUCCGGCUCACCCUCGGUGAUCGCCAAGAACCCCAGUAUCAUCCCCGGGUCCAUCCUGAGCCAGAGGACUAGUGGCAUCCUGGUGUCCAGUGGAGGCCAUGCCGCUGGUUCCAAUGUCGGCCGUGUCACCUUUGGUGACCCCGGCUCCAGCACAGGCCACGUGACCUUUGGUUCCGUCAGUGCCGUGGGAGCGCCGCUCUCCAGCCGGGGCUCAACGGGGGGCCGUGUGACCUUCAGAACCCCCAGCUCUACUAGCUACCUGGGGUCCACUGGAUACAUGGGGUCCAGCGGCGUCCACGAAAGCCAUGCAGGUGCGGAGAGCAGAGGCAUGGGGUCAGAAUCAAGUGGAGGCCUCGGGUCCAGCAGAGGCCAAGUCUCGAGCCCCGGCCCCACCUCCAGCACCAACAGGGGCUCCACCACCAGCAAAGACUAGGGCGCCCACCCUGCCCGUGGCUCCUUGCUAGCCUUCUCGGCAUUUCUGCCUCGAGGUUUCCCCGUGACUCUCCACGGCUCUCUUGCGCCACAUUUUUCUGCGCCUGCCCUGCACCUGCCCUGCACCGUGUCCCCGUCUGUUUCCAUCCGCUCCUCGCCAUGUCCUCAGCUCUGUUUCCUGGUCCCUUUCUGUUCCCAACCCUCCUUUUCCUUCCUGUCUCCCAAUUUCCUGUUCUCCUGGCUUCCCGUUCAGCGUGUCUCUGUACUGGGUUCGCAUCUCUCCCCCCAGCUCUGCCCUAACCCCUCCGGCUGUCCCCCCCGACCACCUCCUGUUUCUGCUUCCUCACCUCUAAUCCCCACUCCUGCAUCUGUCUUCCAGGCUCUCCUUGUACCUCAUGUCCCUGUCUCUGUAGCUCCUCCUUCCUCACCCUCCCCAGGAGCCCCCAGUACUGAGCAGCGGGGGGAGAAUUGGAGCAAUGAUGUCAGGGUCAGCAUGAGCUGUGAGCAGAGGAAAUAAAGGUCAGAGCCUGAGUUUGACCCCA
Leptonychotes weddellii (Weddell seal) is the source of this 2868-nucleotide messenger RNA. The record is from RefSeq and is a predicted model, not a curated record. Lineage: Eukaryota; Metazoa; Chordata; Mammalia; Carnivora; Phocidae.